Amphibalanus amphitrite is the source of this 729-nucleotide messenger RNA. RefSeq names its product histone H4. Gene Ontology annotation, cellular component: nucleosome. Gene Ontology annotation, biological process: nucleosome assembly. The transcript has a single exon. NCBI's taxonomy places the organism in Eukaryota, Metazoa, Arthropoda, Thecostraca, Balanomorpha, Balanidae. The record is from RefSeq and is a predicted model, not a curated record. Gene Ontology annotation, molecular function: protein heterodimerization activity; structural constituent of chromatin; DNA binding. The coding region runs from base 363 to 674 and encodes 103 amino acids.
AAAGCCAAAAAAAAAAAAUAUAUAAAAAAACCGAAAAAAAAAAUGUUCGUUUGUCACAACCGCAGAUCACCCGCCGAAAAAAAAAGACAUGAAGAUGAAAGCGAAGAUGAAGAACAAGCUGAUCCACAGUUCUGGUGCGCUACGCCUAGCACGCCAUGGCGGUGCCAAGCGCACCCAAGAACACAAGGAGACCCGCGACGCUCUCAGGGCGUAAAUGGAGAACGCCACCCGCAACGACGCCAGCCACACCGAGCACAACCCACAAAACUCAAGCUCGGCCGACAUCGCUUGUUAGCGGCAGGCCAGGUACCACAAUAAAGCAAUAAAGCGCUGAAGGUAGGUACCACCAAUUACUCGCCAAGAUGACGGGACGUGGCAAGGGCGGCAAAGGAUUGGGUAAAGGAGGAGCUAAGCGGCAUCGUAAAGUUUUGCGUGAUAACAUUCAGGGGAUCACCAAACCUGCUAUUCGACGCCUGGCUCGUCGUGGCGGUGUCAAGCGCAUCAGCGGCCUCAUCUACGAGGAGACGCGCGGCGUUCUCAAAGUGUUCCUGGAGAACGUCAUCCGCGACGCUGUCACCUAUACCGAGCACGCCAAGCGCAAGACGGUGACCGCCAUGGACGUCGUCUACGCUCUGAAGCGCCAGGGCCGCACACUGUACGGCUUCGGCGGUUAAGCGGAAUGCCUCGCGACGAAAGCCCCACGAACAACAGGCCUUUUUAAAGGCCACA